Messenger RNA from Clarias gariepinus (North African catfish), 216 nucleotides. RefSeq names its product putative protein TPRXL. The record is from RefSeq and is a predicted model, not a curated record. The annotation marks the transcript as partial. The transcript is spliced from 3 exons. Lineage: Eukaryota; Metazoa; Chordata; Actinopteri; Siluriformes; Clariidae.
AUGUCUGAGCUUAAACUCAAGAUGAAGAUCCUCCUCAUCUUCAUCCUGUGGCUGAUCUCAGCCUCAUCAUCAUCACCAUCAUCCUUUACAUCAAGCCCAUCAUCAUCAUCAUCAUCACAAACACCAUCAUCCUCAUCAUCACCCUUACCAUCCUCCACAUCAACAUCAUCAUCAUCAUUACCAUCAUCCUCCACAUCAAGACCAUCAUUCUCCACA